This is a messenger RNA of Prorocentrum cordatum, 615 nucleotides long. The record is from the annotation of a GenBank genome assembly. Lineage: Eukaryota; Dinophyceae; Prorocentrales; Prorocentraceae.
AUGGCGUCUGCAGGAGCAGAGUGCGACGCUAGAUGGCAGGAGCAUUUCGCAGCGGUCACGGGCGGACAGGUGUGUCCUGACCCAGCUGCUCGCGAGUGUCCGCUUUCGGCGCCCGUCGGAUUCCGCACAACACCGAGCUCCACGCUCGCCGCUAAUCUGGCCCUCCCCUCUUUCAAGGGGGUCGGUCCCGACAGCAUCCCCGCCGAGUUCCUGAAGGCUGGCGGGGGCCCGUUGGCCAUCGCCCAUAACAAAUUGCAGAAUCGGAUCGGUGAGAGGGGCGAAUGGCCCUGGCAGUGGCAGGGCGGCCGCUGCGUCCCGAUCCUUAAAGGUAAGGGCCCACGGGACGACUGCGACGAGUACCGUGGUCUACUCCUCGCCGACCACAUGUCCAAGUCCUUUGUCGGUCAGAUUAAGGACAGGGUCGACGAGCACUACAACGACGGCAUUUCACAGCACCAGUACGGUGCAGUGCCGCGCCGUGGCGCGGACAUGGCUGCCCACGUUAUCCGUUCUUUGAUCGACCGUGCUCAUCUCAUGAAGUAUUCGAUUUUCGUAUUGUUCGUCGACUUGUCGAAGGCGUUCGACAAGAUCUGUCGUGAACUCGUUCUGGGGUGA